UUCUUGUUCCUCGUCCUCCACCUCCUCUCUCCAAACAAAUAACUAAUCUCUUCCUUUCUUCCGAUCGCCGGACUUUGUUUUUUCCGGUGACGAUUAUUUCUCACUUUUUUUUUACCCCUUUUUUUUAAUUAAUUUAAAGGAUCAAAAAAACCCCCUUUGAUCUGAGUCCGGCGUAGUGAGAAAGAGGAGAGAUCUCAUUGAAAUGAUCUUCUGCCCUUCGAUUUUUGUAUGGCACCGGCGGUUUUGGCUAACUUAAACGAACCGUUGUUUCAGGGACAAUGUGGCGCCGUUUUUAUGAGGAAAUACACUAACCAACCCCUUUCCGAUGCUAUCAACAACCCUAACCCUAACCCUAACCCUAAUCCUUACGGCGGGAACAAUUCCACCAAGCAGUUCGACGAUUCGUUAGCUUCUGGAGACUACGUCUCCUUUGAGCUUGAUGGGUACUCCGCGAGUCAGCUCAGGGAGCUGAAGAAGCGUCUCAAUUCCGAGCUCGAGCAAGUUCGGUUCCUGAGAGAACGGUUCGAAUCGGGUGGGUUCGUGAGUGGCUCUGUGUAUACUAAUCAAGCUCGUAGCUUUGCUGACGAAACGAAUGACGUUGGAGUGAAGCAGACGAAGACGAAGAAGAAGAAGAAGACAUUUGGGCAUGGUCAGAAACGAAGCAAUCCGUUUGAUACGAACGAGCCUCAAUUUAAGCGUCAUCAUGUGGUGGCUUUGGAUCUGAUGUCGGAGAAGGUUUUGAAGAGUAUGAUGACGAGUUGUGGUCAGAUCUUGGUGAAGCUGAUGAAGCAGAAAUGGUCAUGGGUGUUCAACAAUCCUGUUGAUGUGAAAGGUUUAGGGCUUCAUGACUAUCAUGUGAUCGUGAAGAAGCCUAUGGAUCUGGGUACGGUGAAGGGGAAUCUUGAUAAGGGCUUUUACAGAUCGCCGAUUGCUUUCGCUUCUGAUGUCAGGUUGACUUUCACCAAUGCCAUGUCGUAUAACCCAAAGGGCCAAGACGUUUAUUUGAUGGCUGAGAAGCUUCUGGGUCAGUUUGAUGUUUGGUUCAACCCUACAUUGAAGAGGUACGAGGCUCAGGAGCUUAAAGUCAUGGGAUCAUCUUCUCGUCCUGAACCUGAACCUGAACCUGAACUCAACCAAAGAAUGUGGAAUCAGAAUCAGGUGGUGGAGCAUGUGAGGAAAGGACCUGAACAGAUUUCUAUAGCUAAAAAGCUAGAUUCAGUGAAGCCGUUACCUGCAUUGCCUCCUCCUCCUCCAGUAAUGGAGAUAAAUCGUGUCCCAUCUCCUCCUCCGUCACCGGUUCAGCCACCACCACCAUUACCUCCCCAGCCGGUUAGCCAAGUUGAAGCACGAGUUGAAGUGGGUGAAACGAAUAAGGGAAGGAAAGGGAAGUUACCGAAACCAAAGGCUAAGGAUCCAAACAAGAGGCUAAUGACGAUGGAAGAAAAAGCAAAGCUUGGUGUAAAUCUACAAGAAUUGCCUACUGAGAAGCUGGGACAGUUGAUUCAGAUUCUGAGGAAGAGAACAAGAGACUUACCUCAAGACGGCGAUGAAAUUGAGUUAGAUAUUGAAGCUUUAGACAAUGAGACUCUGUGGGAGCUUGAACGUUUUGUCACUAACUACAAAAAGAUGGCUAGCAAGAUCAAGCGGCAAGGUUUUAUUCAAAAUGCGUCAACUCCACCAAGAAAUCUGCCUAUGGUGACAGAAAUGGGAAGUGCUGAGAAGAGAGGGAGGAAAGGAGGGGAGGCAGGAGAAGAAGAUGUAGACAUUGGAGAAGAUAUACCCAUUGAGGAUUAUCCAUCAGUAGAGAUUGAGAGGGAUGGUACAGCCGCUGCUGUGAGUGGUGGAUCUAGUUCUUCUGGCAGCUCUAGUUCCAGUGGCAGUUCUUCGUCUAGUGAUUCGGAGUCAGGGAGUUCAUCAGGAAGUGAUUCUGAUGCGGAUAGUGUCCAAUCUCCAUUUGUGGAGGCAAAAGAAGCUCCUUAAUAACACUGUUGAGGAAGGAAGAUAUUCGUAGAUUUGUUACCUUCCAUUGCUUGAAUGCCCGAUGAUAUAAGCAAGACAAGAAUUGGAGUAUCUGGCGGAGGUGGAACUUUGGUGUAAAGGGAAAUGAGGAUGGAAACUCGAAAGGAAAGUUUUUGAGUGUUAGGGAAAGAGUAGAUAGAGAGAAAAAAUGUAAAGGGUAGUUUAGAGAUCUCUAGGUUGAGCAAGAAGUGGAAGAGUUUUUCUUUUUCUCUUUCAGAUUAAGGUUUCUUUAGUUCCUUUAGAUUAUUGGUGACACCAUGAACAGAGGUUUGAGAGUGACUGAGUAAAGGGACGUGAGGAGGAUAUCUAUUGAUGGGUUUGUUUGUUCAAUUUUGUCUCUUUGUUCUUAUUCGGGAAGAAAGAAGAAGAAGUUGGUACCAAGAAAGAACAAUGUAAUGGAAAAUGCGUUAUGGUUGGAAGAUAAAAUAAAUAUCUCUGUUCGUUUU
Messenger RNA from Camelina sativa (false flax), 2465 nucleotides. Its product is annotated as transcription factor GTE2. NCBI's taxonomy places the organism in Eukaryota, Viridiplantae, Streptophyta, Magnoliopsida, Brassicales, Brassicaceae. The record is from RefSeq and is a predicted model, not a curated record. Gene Ontology annotation, molecular function: protein binding.